Messenger RNA from Didymosphaeria variabile, 1836 nucleotides. RefSeq lists its product as uncharacterized. Gene Ontology annotation, biological process: transmembrane transport. Gene Ontology annotation, molecular function: transmembrane transporter activity. The coding region runs from base 1 to 1836 and encodes 611 amino acids. The transcript has 3 exons. Lineage: Eukaryota; Fungi; Ascomycota; Dothideomycetes; Pleosporales; Didymosphaeriaceae. The record is from RefSeq and is a predicted model, not a curated record.
AUGGCAGACAAAGUGGACGAGCCUAGGGCCACACCUUCGGUGGAUGACCACCCUAAGGAUGUGGUCACAAGCUCUUCUGCUCAGUCGUUGAACUCAGAAGAAGCCGACAAGAUUCGGUCACGAGUCCUGGCCACAGAGAAGACUCUCUUGCCCAGUGGCUACUUUUGGAGCCCUAAGAUGAUUGGUAGUUUGGCAGGAACUGGAAUCAUCGUCUGCGCAACCUACUUCCAGUUCCAAGCCACUGCUGCUGUCCUUGGUACUGCCAUCGCUCAAGACAUUGGUCCGAGUCUUAAUACUGCUCUGGUACCGACUGUGUGGACUAUCUCGCAGCCCAUCUCAUUGCUUCUGUUCGGUCGUCUCUCUGAUCGCUUCGGUCGUAGAGGCUUUGCCCUUGCCUCAUGCGCUCUUGCCAUAAUUGGUGGUAUUGUCGCUGCGACGGCUCAGUCUAUUGAGACGCUCAUCGGGGCUCAGGUCCUUAUGGGUAUCGCGUCUGGUGUCCCGGCAUCGUACCCUCUGUUGGCAGGCGAACUUAUGAGCAACAAGGACAAGUACAUCGGAACUGCUGCCGUUGUCGUGCCCAAUGUUAUCGCAACCGGUUUUGGAGCCUACAUUGGCUUGAGACUAGCCAUUGUAGCUAACUGGCGAUGGAUCUAUUAUAUUUUCAUCAUCAUGAUGGUACCUGGCGCACUCCUCUGGACCAUCUUUUAUCAUCCUCCGUCAUACGUCCAACUACAUGGAAAGAAGUCCAGCAAAGUUGAUGAGAUCAAGAAGGUUGACUUCGUCGGAGUUUUCUUCCUCGUGGCCGGCCUCACACUUUUCUUGCUCGGUAUAUCUUGGGGCGGCCCCGCGCAGCCCUGGGAUUCGCCCAAGAUUGUAGGACUCUUGGUCUCAGGAGCUGUCGCAACCAUCGCUUUCAUCCUCUACGAAGUCUUUCUUACGCCGGCUCAGCCCAUCAUUCCCAUGCGCUUCUUCCGUGACCUUCGUGGCUUUUCGUGCCUUGAGGUUAUCUCCGCGACGUAUGGGGUGAUGAAUAUCGCGCUCUUCAUCAUCUGGCCACAGCAGAUUGCCAACAUUUUUGGAUCUACUGUCAGCUCGUGGGAGGAAUCUGCUUGGUUAUCCACCACGGCGGCAUUCGGACUCUGGGGCGGUAUCGUGAUUUUUGGCCCGCUCAUGCACUUUAUCGGGCACAUCCGAUACCAGAUUCUGGUGAGCAGUAUCUGGAUGACUGCCUUCAUGGGUGCUAUGGCAAGUAUCAGUCUCGAGAAGAAAAGCGAAGCCAUUGCGUUCAGUUUCUUGGCUGGACUGACAAUCGGUUGGGGAGAAGUCAUUGCUGCCAUCCUGGUGCAGUACGUUGUCUCUGACCAGGACCUUGGUGUAGCAUUCUCUGUCAUAUCCGCCUCCCGCACGAUCUUCGGCUCUAUCUUUACCGCUGCCUUCACCGCUGUCUAUACCAACAAGGUCCCCGGAUACCUCGCCUCCAUUGUGCCCUCAGCCGUGACCUCCGCCGGUUUGCCCUCCGAUUCUGUGCCAGAGCUCAUGACCGCCAUCGGCGCAGGUACGCAGGCCGCUCUGCUCAACGUCACCGACAUGAGCCCUGAGAUCCUCCGAGCCACCAACGUUGCCGUCUCGACCGCAUACUCCAAAUCCUACGCUUACGUGUACUACUUUGCCGUUGCGCUUGGCGGCCUUGCUAUAAUUGCUAGCAUCUGCCUCCGCGACUUCGACCAGUACUUGACUGAGCAUGUGAGCCGCCAGUUGUACCACAGGGGCGAGGUCAAUGAGGAUCCGCUGGAGAAAGUGGAUGUAAAGGUCUUGAGGGGAACAGAACUUGGAUGA